Messenger RNA from Psammomys obesus (fat sand rat), 3434 nucleotides. RefSeq names its product FAM161 centrosomal protein A (gene Fam161a). Gene Ontology annotation, biological process: cilium organization. The transcript has 7 exons. The record is from RefSeq and is a predicted model, not a curated record. Gene Ontology annotation, cellular component: photoreceptor connecting cilium; cilium; ciliary basal body. Bases 55 to 2157 code for a protein of 700 amino acids. Lineage: Eukaryota; Metazoa; Chordata; Mammalia; Rodentia; Muridae.
CGGGCGGCGCCUGCUCUCCCGCCCCGGGCCGGCGCGGGCGCUCGGAGCCGGGCCAUGGCCUCCCCGCACCUGGCGGCCAAGCUGGCGGCCCGGCUGGCGGCGGCCAGCCUCCACCUGCCGGUGAACGCCCCCGCCGGAGCCAGAGGCGCGCAGUGCGAGCGCGAGGACCCCCUAGCGUCGGUGCUGGCGGCGACCCUGGAGGAGGAGCGGAGCAAAGGGCUGCGGUCGGCGCGGGCGUCGGCCAGCUACACCAGCUUUCCCAGGGAGGAUAGGAGUGUGGCGUUCGACAGUAGUCUGAACUUCUCUGACAUCUCCCACUCUGACGAAGAGUAUUACAGGAAGCUGAAAGAGCUGAAGGCUGUCCAUGAGGAAUCCAUGGCUAAGUUAGAGAAGAUGUGCCAGGAGCAGCUAACGCUGAGAGACCUGCAUCCAGUGAUGGCCAGGGAAGACUCCUCUAGCGUCUCCUCUAGUUUUGCAUCGGAAAAGAACAGCCCAAUUCCUGUCAUGGUGGUGACGUCAUUUUCAGAGCCGGACCUAGGCCUGUCACCUUCUUUGUCUACUGCUUCUGAAGAGGAGCUGCCCAGCCCAGAGAAGGACAGCCCCAGGGAGAGCAGAACGAUGGCCUAUGCCAAGGAGCUCAUCAACAACAUGUGGAAAGGGUUUUCCCUUGAAGAUUAUAUUCAGUAUGAUUCUGACUUCGGAACAGCCAAGAAAGCCAGAAGGAAACCCAAAUCCUGGGUGCCCAAGGUUACGGUGCCUGUGCCCUUUCAAAUGACGGUUAGAGACCAGGAGAAGAGAGAGGAGGCCUUGAAAGCUAGAUCAGAUCUGGAAAUGAGGCAGAAGCUGCUCAAGAGCGAUGAGGAUGAGGCAGAGUGUAAGAAGAAAUUCCGAGCCCAUCCUGUUCCCUCCUACGUGCUCCUUCCACUUUACGAGGACCUGGUCAGGCAGAGUGAAGAGCGGAGGAGGACCGCCAAGGAGAAGAGUAAGGCCGCGCUCCUGGCCUCCCAGAAGCCAUUUAAGUUCAUCGAGAGGGAGGAACAGAAGCAGGCCAUCCGUGAAAAGCUGCUGAGAGACCUUUUUAAGUCUAAAAGGAAAACAAAGGGCUUUAAAGCCAGACCUGUGCCUCAUUUUAUUUACAGGCCAGCUGCUAAUGGCAAGUCAAAGGAUGGAGAAUUCUACAGGGACAUGAGGAGGCAGCUGAAGUCCCGAGAGCUGCAGCAGAAUCCGUCCUGGCCCUACCUGCCAGCUUACAGGCAACCCAGGAACCCCAGAAGUCACGGAAGGCCAAGGCUGAGGCACAGGUUCCUGAGCCCUGAUGAUGGAGACUUCGCUGAGGAACAGAAGGAGCCCUUCUCGGCACAGAGUGUUCCAAAAUGCUCAACCCCUGGUAAACAGUGCGGUCUUCGUGACUUCGCGCGCCACAUCUCUAAAAGACAGAAGGUCUUCGCAGACAUCAGAGCAGAUGAAGAAAAUCUGAAAGAAACAUGUGGACCUUAUCUGUCUUCAAGGUCUAAAUCACCAGUAAGAAGCGCAUGGGCAAAGCCCAGGCCUUCGCAGCGCAGCCCUCCGAUGCCCACCGUGUCUUCCCGGGGUCGGGAACAAGCCAUCAGGAAAUCACUUGAGGAAAAGAAAAUGUUGGAAGAAGAGAGAAAUCGGAUCCUAAGUAAACAGAAGCAAAGAACCAAAGAAUUGCAGAAACUCCUGGCAACCCGGGUUAAGGCUUAUGACUCUCACCACAGCUUAGCUCAGAUGCUCGAAUCCCGAGUAAACAAUCUCAGAAAGAGCGGAAAGGCCAGGAUGAAAGAAUACCGCCAAGAACUGGAGGAACAAGAUAAGAAGUUACAGAACAGGCCGAUGCUGUUUGAGAGAGUUGCCCAGAGAAAUGCAAGGAUGGCAGCAGAAAAGCAUUAUUCUAACACCCUAAAAGCACUAGGACUAUCUGAGGAGUUUGUUUCAGAGAAAGGCCAAAGUGGAAGAGUGUCUGGAAACGUCAGCAGGCGAGAGCUGAGAAGCUGCACGUCGGACAAAGAAAGCUCUUGUGAAGAAGAGAGCGAGAACAAGGAAGAAAACGAUUUUAUUGAUACCAACAGCCAGGAUUCUUGCCAGGAAAACAAGGAAGGUGUUGAAGAAAGCAGGGGCAGAGGUUCUGAAGAGUGAACUCAAAGCCAAGAUUUCCUCUCGCUGCUGCUGGUGUGUGCAGCCUUGGGGCCGAGGCGCCUGUGUGUGGAUGCUAUGAAGGAACAGCUCUUACACUGCAGGGCUGCUGAGCCAAGACUUCAUGCCUGGAGGGGCUGAGUCCACACGACGCUAGAUUACAGCUUUGCCUGCUGCAAUUUUGAAAUUGCUAUGUUUGCUGUUUGUGAUUAUGAUUAUAUUUGUAUUUUCAAAGUGUAUGAGGGCUGGAGAAUCACAGCUGUCAAAAAUGGAUUAGUUAUGGAAAUGGACAUUUAUAUUUGGUAGGGGAAAAGUUUGAUAGUGAGAGAACUGUUAGCUUUCGAAGAUCUAUUUUUAAAUUUACUAGGUAUUUUCUAUUUUUUCUCUGAGCCAUUUUUUAAACUUUUUAUCUCCCUGUCCCCUCAUAUCUGACUUUCGCCCUUGCAGCCUUUCCCCCACCCCAAAUAAAACAUACACAAACCACAAAAAACCAAGCAUCGAAAAAUCUCAUUGUGGAAGCUGUAGCAUGUCACAGUGUGUCCCACACUGUAGCCCUCUGUCCACACAUCCUCGCUUGCAGUGUUCAUUGCAGUGAGUCAUCAGUCUGGCUCGAGGCCUCUGGCUUCUGUGACACUGUCAGCCCUCCCCGGGACUCCUCCAGAUUGUCCUGUUGUGUCACAAAGAUCCUGCAGGGUUGGAUCAGCAGGACCAACCCUUUCAGGUCCCAACCAUUUGCAAAUGAUACAGAUUCAGGGUGGGCCGACUCGGAGCCCUCCGUGUGGGCCAGGGGCAGCUGAGCUGGUCAGCGUCUGUCCCUUAGCAUCACCACCAGGGCUACUCUCCAGCUAGGCCACCUAAUCCCGCCAGUCAGCAGGAGGCUGCUCUUCUGCUCUCAUCCCUCAGGACCAGCUCACCCACACCCGUGACUCAGAGCCAGCCUCACUGUGCCGCUCAGGCAAGGCCUGCCCUCCUGAGUGCUGCAGCCAGCAGGAGGGAGGGGAGCUCUUCUGCUCGCAUGACUUCAGGGUCAGUUCUCCUUACUGUAUCUGAACCAUUUUAAAAUAAGUAAUAUACUACAGAAACAAAUAGGUACUGCUAAAUUACUCAUAUCACGGGCACACUUUCUUUUUUGCUGUUGAGAUUAAACUCAGGGUUCACACAUACUUAACAUGAAUUCUACAAUUGAGCUAUAUUCCCUAAUCCCUCAAGUUAUUUUUUAUAGAUAAAAUAUUAAAAAACCUAUGCUGCUCUUAAAUCCUGUGUGCAUAUAGAAUAAUUUU